GAUGUUGUUUUCAUAAAUCAGACAAUGACAUCUACGAUGAUGUUGCAGUUAAGGUUUCUUCCUGAUGACUCUUCCAUGCAGAUCAUGGAUGUGCAAGCAGUGCUGCCUCUGGAAUGGUGCAGGCCUUUUGCACGCAUAUGAGCGUUUGCUUUUGCCCUUCUGGCAAGCAAAAGAGCAGUUUUCUUGCCUUGAUUUCCACAGUUCCCUUUAACUGCCAUUUCUUGAUGAUAUUACAGACAGUGGAAGUGUGAUCUGAAGGCAUUAUGCAUUCAUACUUCCCUGGUUCUACAUGUGCAGAUUUGAAAACCCUGCACCGUACUGAUGAGCCCCAACCAUUGUACAGUUGGUAAUCUUGUCAGCAUACUAUUUGGACUGUGCUUCAAUACCAAGUAGGUAGGGUUUAGCCUAUAAGGUAUUUCAUGUAAAUGGAGAUUUUUAAGAGCAAUACUGGUCUUUCUUCCCAGAAUUCCUUCUCUGGUGGCACAAAGAACAUUCUACAUUUAGAGGGAAGAAUGAAUUCCUCUAAAUAUCUAUAAAUUCUGAAUGCCAAUGUGAGAUAGCCAAGAAACCGAUGCUGAAAGGGAAUCCAGCUCUUACAGUGCUCUGACACAUCACUGAAAAUCUAUGGGUUUAUCAUAGACAUGCAAGACAGCCGAAGAAGAUCUUGCAAUUAAAAGUCAACUGCAAUGAAAAGAGAAAAAUUCCUUUCAAAAAUUGAAACACACUUUGCAGCAUACUUUCUCCUCUUUUUACUGUCUAAAUAACAAUUGAAAAACUCUUAGCUGAACACAGAAGGCAUUUACAAGCUGUAAUCUGUGCCAGAGGGGGUGCCAUUAAAUACACAUAUUUUGUUUCUAUGAUUUAAAGUUUUUGAAAUAAAACAACUAUUCCUUAACAUUUUCAAAUAUGUUUUUUUAACCACACUGAUUCCAUUAAUAGUUGUCUACUACUUUUUCUUUCAGCUGUAUAUGCAUACAUAAAAGAGGUGCUGUGAGAAUACAAAGAAUUGCAAAGUAAUAAGGGGUUGGUUCCUGAACGUUUCUUGUAAUGCUCAUGAUGCCCUUUUGUUGGUGCCAGAAAUGAUCUGAGAGAAAAAAAUUGGCUGCAGUUUCAAUUAUUGAUUGCCCUUGUUUGACGCUGUCUCCUUUUUCUGUUGAGAAAUAGCUUUUGGAAACACCAAUGAAAAAACCUGAUAACUCACAACUUCUUUCGCUUAAAGAGGGCAAGGGGUUUACUUUCUCUGCACUAAAUGGGCUCUAAAUAUAAACGGGGCCCUUUACCUUUCAAUAGAGUUGGCAACUUUGGAGACUUUGCAUUUUGACCCUAGAGUUUUGGACACUGCUCCCACAUUUUGAAAUGAUUCGUCGCCUGCAUUUUUCUGUACAAAGGAGGUUUAAGUUGGUGGUUCUGUCACUUCUCUUUGUCACUUUUGUGUUGCAUUUUGCUUUUGACAUAUCCUCCUUUUCUGCUACCGUAUCCUGCUCAUGUCCAUCUCACAGUCACCCCAAGGCCAAAGUGCAUGUUGUCAGAAAACCUCCAGCUGUCAGGGCUCUGCAAGACUUCAGUGGCAGCAAUGGUUCAACCCAGAGUUCUUCGGUUCAUGGAAGUCAGGGGAAGAAGGCUCUUCCUCUCGGACCCAAAUUUUCAGAUGAAAAAGCAAGACGAUACCAGGGUUCAAAGAUGAAUUCUCUGUUCAAACACCCCCUUUACAAUACUCCCUUGCCAGUACUUAAGGAGGAGGACAAGCUGUUUAGAGUUAACUCCAAGGAACGGUUCACCCUGAAAGACAGCAGCAGUGGAAGUGAGGAAUGGGUCAGUGCCGGUCUUGAGUUUGUCUUGCCCACAGGAGAGACAGCGGUGGACACAUAUCCCACCUGGCUAAAGAUUCACAUUGGCAUCAAUCGCUAUGAGUUGUACCCAAGGAACGAUCCACUCAUUCCCAUCCUGCUGAAGGAACUCUCUACGCAACGUAUCCUUAACUCGGUUCAGAAGCCCGGUGGCACCCAGCUAAAGCUGCUUAUGACUUUCCCUAACUAUGGACAAGCUCUUUUCAAACCAAUGAAACAGACCCGAGAGCAAGAAACCCCUGCUGAUUUCUUUUACUUCUCAGAUUUUGAAAGGCAUAAUGCAGAAAUUGCUGCUUUCCACCUGGACAGAAUCCUAGAUUUCAGGCGCAUCCCACCGGUUGUUGGGCGGCUGGUGAAUAUGACAAGAGAAAUCUGGGAUAUCACAACAGAUAGGAAGCUGGCUAAGACUUUUUAUAUCUCUCCAGCCAAUAAUGUCUGCUUCUAUGGUGAGUGUUCCUACUACUGCUCCACGGAGCAUGCAUUGUGCGGAAAGCCUGAUCUUCUUGAGGGCUCUGUAGCUGCUUUCCUUCCUGACACUGCACUGGCCAAAAGGAAGUCCUGGCGCAGCCCCUGGCGGCGCUCUUACCACAAAACCAAAAAGGCAGAAUGGGAACUGAAUCCAAGUUAUUGUAAUACAGUAAAAGUCACCCCACCCUACAGCCAGGGCACACGACUCUUAGACCUUAUAGACAUGGCUAUUUUAGAUUUUCUCAUGGGAAACCAAGAUCGUCAUCACUAUGAGACAUUUGAGAAAUUUGGAAAUCAAACAUUUCUCCUUCACUUGGACAAUGGGAGAGGGUUUGGGCGUCACUCAUAUGAUGACCUCUCCAUUCUGGCACCACUGCAGCAGUGUUGCAGGAUCAAGAAGUCUACCCUGCAGCGCUUGCAGCUUCUGGCGACAGAGCCAUAUCGUCUGAGUGAUGUAAUGCGGGAAUCUCUCUCCAUGGAUCUUCUCUACCCUAUCCUGUCUGAGCCCCAUCUCCUUGCCCUGGACAGGAGGCUCACCCUCAUCCUUAAAGUAGUGAGGCAAUGUGUAAAGAAAGAAAGUCAUCCCCGGGUGGUACAUGAUGAUCUAAAGAAGCUUUAGAAGGAAAUGGGUGGUUUUAGAUGUCACCUAUAUGAUGCUUCCUUUUUGUCCUAUCAUGACACAUGUUUUAAAAAAUAGGUAGAAUUAAGAAAGCUUAUCAUCUUCAAAAAUACCCAUCAGCACCACAAAUACCCACCAGCACAAGGAUUCCACAGGCAUGACCUUUGUUUUAUUCUGCUUUUAUUGCAGAGGGUUGGGUAUUUGGCAUUCAUUUGUUCAGAUUUGGUUUCUGUGAGCAUAUGCUUAUUUGCACAAAGAAUAUCAUGCCUUUAUUUCAGCACAAUGUCAGCCUUUCAGUAAUUGCACUUAGAUCUUUGGUCUUUGUAUUAUGUGACAAACCAUCAUGGAUCAAUAAAAAGGGCAUAUUUUA
Xenopus tropicalis (tropical clawed frog) is the source of this 3304-nucleotide messenger RNA. RefSeq names its product extracellular serine/threonine protein kinase FAM20C. The transcript has 10 exons. Gene Ontology annotation, cellular component: Golgi apparatus. NCBI's taxonomy places the organism in Eukaryota, Metazoa, Chordata, Amphibia, Anura, Pipidae. The coding region runs from base 1357 to 2934 and encodes 525 amino acids. The record is from RefSeq and is a predicted model, not a curated record.